UGUUGAAAAGGUUGUGUAACAGGUGAGCGUUAACACUCAUCUACAAAUACAGAUGAGUGUGAGAGAACUUGCUGGACCUAUUAUCCGCCAUGAUCAGACAAUGUGACGUGUGAUAGAAUCAGCCGCUAGUAUAGAUACAGCUAUAAAUACAGCUGCAGGUAUUCGGUGCCUUCAGGGCUCGCUAUAACAGGCAGUCAGCUGGUCGCAUGUCAGCACCCAGUGCUGCUGCUGCGCCGGCGGCCGCUGCUGCUGCAGGACUUUGGUGUAACUCCCAGUCCCAGUUUGUGGACGUCUCUGUCCAGCAGCCAAGCAGUUCACUGAGGUAAGAGAGACGGCUGGAUCGGCUUACGGCUAUUUUUUAGAUGUGGGAAUGUAGCACAUCCCCUUCUCCUGAGUGGCUUGUGAUUGGAGCUGGUGCAGAAACCCCCCCCCCCCCGUGUGCAGCUCAGAGCAGUGGAGGUGAAUGUGCUCGGACAGGAUUAAACGUAGUUGAGGCUACUACUAACGCAGCAGAAGAAGAAGACUGAGGUCCACUCUUAACUUCUUUGGGUCCUGACCCGGCCCGUGACAGGGAACCAGUCAGCUGGGAGCACAGCUGUCUUCACAAGGCUAACUCGCCUUGCAGGGACGAACCGCUGUUUGAUGGAGUUUGUGCGGCAGAGCGGCGACUACUGCCACGCCCAACACAUUUAGACGGUGCUGGAGAUGAAGGUGCUGCGUGCAGCCCCGCGGCCCUGAGUCCCGAGCGACCCCUGGCCUUUUGCCCGCUGCACCAGCCAGCUCAUGGGGUAAGAAGCGGAGCCCUGACACGGGAAGCCAACCGAGGAGGGAGCUGCCGGGAAAGACAAGGACUGGACGGAGACAUAGACACAAAGAGACACACGAUGUAGCUGCCUGGACUAAUGCACUCAGUCAACUGAUGGACCUCAGAGUGAAAACACCUUAAAUUUAAACAGACUGGGAAUCCAGAAUAACGUGGAGAGCUGGUAUCAGCUGAGGACAAAGCUGCUGCUACAGCUGGAGAUAAAGCUUUGAGAGGAGGCCUAAUUAAACAGCAUAAGUGGAAACACCUGCGCUGGUUCGUCAUGGUGAAAUGUGGCUUCACCUACACAUUUCAUUACUUUGUUAAAGGUUCUCAUGUUACAUGACUGGAAACACGAUUAAAGGUCGUCCUGGGGUGUCGCAGGUCACGCUGGCCACCAUGAACCGUCCAGCUCCAGUGGAACUGUGCCACAAGAACAUGCGAUUCCUGAUCACACACAACCCCACAGACAGCACCCUCAACUCCUUCAUUGAGGACCUGAAGCGUUAUGGCGUUACCACAGUGGUUCGAGUCUGUGACAGCACUUAUGACAAAACCCCACUUGAGAAAGACGGCAUCACCGUCGUGGACUGGCCCUUUGACGAUGGAGCUCCACCCCCUAGUAAACUGGUGGAUGACUGGCUGAGUCUGCUGAAGAAGAAGUUCCAGGAGGAUCCGGGAUGCUGCGUGGCCGUUCACUGCGUGGCAGGUCUGGGAAGAGCCCCUGUCCUGGUUGCUCUGGCUCUGAUAGAAAGUGGAAUGAAGUAUGAAGACGCCAUUCAGCUGAUCAGGCAGAAGCGUCGUGGAGCGAUCAACAGCAAACAGCUGACCUACCUGGAGAAAUAUCGAUCCAAGCACAGACUGCGCUUCAAGGACUCUCACGCUCACAAGAACAAGUGUUGUACCAUGUGAACCCAAACAAACACCCUCAGCAAACGCUCUCAGGAAUCCAACCACACAAGCCUUGUCUCGCUGUCCCUGAGUAUAACAGUCAAAUACUACACCCACCUCAUCAUCCCGCGUGUCCACUGGGCAUUUUGAAUGUUCACAUGUGUUUUAUGUUUACUUGUUAUAUAAUUUACAGGGAGGAAAGUAGAAUAAGAUAGAUGGCAGACAGAAAAUGUUAAUGCAAAUGGUAUAAUGAGCUUUGUACAUAACUUUUCAGGUAUGAGUAAUACUAGAAAUAUAUCACAGGGCAAAGUGCAUAAAAAUGAAAAUACACGUGCACAUACUGUAUGUCUAAGGUACUGGCCUUCAAAACCUCAAGUGAUAUCGGAUUUGUAAACAUGCCAUAAAGGUUUAAACUUCACCGCAAUCAGGGUUUAUGAUUGCUUAUGCAGCAUUUCAGUAAGGAUUUAAGUAGAUGGUGAAGAAAACCCAUUAGACACUAGUUCAAAUUUGGGAAAUUAGAAAAUAAGCACUAUCAGUAUGAGAGCUCUACGUUGUUCAUCUCAUUUACACUGUGUUUGUGUUGUCAAUGAAACUGUUUAUACUGUUUACUAUAAUGGCCUCUUUAAAUCUCUGCAUUCUGUUGCUAUUUCUCUAUCACAGCGAUUGCUAUGACAACCUGCUCUUUCAUAGAAAUCACCAUGCAUUUGUUUUGGCACAGUCCCAGUUUAUUUGUUAUUAUAUACACUUCGCUCAACUGUUUACAUAUGUGAGUGCAUUACCUUAUGCUCUGUUUGACAACACCCACAGAACGAAACAUUAGUAAAAUCUUUUAUAAUAAAUUUAAGUAAAAGAUUUUUAAAAUUUCUGCAAAAUACACAACGAAUAUAAAUAUUAUACAAGGGCUCUGAACUACGUACUAUAAUCACUCCACAUGCACAAAGAUCAUAUGAUUGAUGGUGUUUUCUCUGCUCUUAUCACAAAUGUUGUUGUGCAUCCUUACAUUAUUUAGAGGCUUCACUACAAAUUCUGGCACAUAUUUGCUUGUGGAAUUGAUUUAUUCAUUUUUUUGUUCCUGAAUGAUGCAUGUAAACAAAUGUGUCUAAAAUUAAUAUUUGAAGCUUCUGUUUGCUGACGAUAGAGAAUGCUUAGUACUGUAUAUUGCUUCCAAUGAUGUCACCUCAUCAACAAUAUAUUGAAAUCUGCAGAACCUUUUCCAAAAAAUCUAGUGGCAGGACAGAAUUUUUAGUCAUCAACUUUCAUAAAGUCAGUUAUUUUGUAAAUAUAGGCAAAGUUAGUUUGAUGCCCGCAAUACAGUACAAAAACAGAUUUGAAUUAAAUAUAUUUUUUGUAAAUGUGGUUUAUGCAGCAUGGCCUCAUGUCCUGAACAAUGAUUUGUGAAAAGGAGGAUUACAAAGUUAAAAUGGUAAAACUGUUCAUUUUUUUUGUUCAAAAAGUGUGAGUGUGUUAAAUUAAAUAUGUGUGUGUGACUUGACAAAUGCUGUAAAUGUUUGUAUGCCUGUAAAUUUCCCAAUUGUUUAAUAAAUGAAAUAAAUUGAA
This is a messenger RNA of Betta splendens (Siamese fighting fish), 3250 nucleotides long. Its product is annotated as protein tyrosine phosphatase type IVA 3. The transcript has 8 exons. The record is from RefSeq and is a predicted model, not a curated record. Lineage: Eukaryota; Metazoa; Chordata; Actinopteri; Anabantiformes; Osphronemidae. Gene Ontology annotation, cellular component: nucleus. Gene Ontology annotation, biological process: protein dephosphorylation. Gene Ontology annotation, molecular function: protein tyrosine phosphatase activity. The coding region runs from base 1145 to 1714 and encodes 189 amino acids.